AUGGCUGAGCGCCGCGCUCCGCCACGUCCCCCGAAUGUCCGGCUAGCUCCUGCUCCCGCAGAGCAUCAGCCUCCAUCGCCGCCGAUCCAUCUUCAUGUUGACUUGGAUUCUCGCUCGAGAAGUAGCUAUGAGGACUCGUCCACUAACGAGGAGGAAGAUGACGACCAGCCGAGAUGGAGGAGAUCAUCGGAAAGGCAGCCGGUGGCGGCAGCAGGCGCCGUAGGGAGGUCCUCUCACCGUAGCUCCGCGGCGGGACCCGGAAGUCAGAACCUCGCACCUGGAGCCGGACCCGAAACACAUUCACCGAACCUAUCACGACUUCGUAGUGCUAUCCAAAACUUUACUUCGCAGUGGUUCUUAGUGCCACAGGGAGCGGGCAUCACCUCGGUGGUUCUUUUCCAGUUUGAGGAGCGCUUCGAUGGCCUCGACAUCGUCGCGUACAUAUUCUGGGCCCUGACCAUCAUCUGCCUCAUUACCUUCAUCCUCCUCUACGCCCUCCGCGUGUUCAUGUUCCCGCGGCAUGUCGGCAAGCUGCUCGUAAGCAACCCGGGCGAGCUCGCAUGCAUAUCCAGCGCAUCCAUCGCCUUCACCUCGGUCAACCAGAUGCUUUCGCUCGUGAACCCCAGCGGCGGUCCCAGGUGGGCUUCGGUCACGGCCGGGCUCUGGUGGUUCAACGUGAGCCUGGCCGUAGGCUCGACGCUCUUCAUCCCGUACGCCUUUGCCCGCAUCCAGCACUCCCCGUCCCCCGGGGUCGCGAAGCUCUCGCCCGCCACGCAGCUGCCCAUGAUCGCCGCCAUCACGCUGGCGGCCGGCGGCGGCGUCGUCUCGUCGGGCACCGGACAGCCCGCGCACGCGCAGACCCCGAUCAUCUUUGUCUCGUACCUGUCGCUCGCCAUGGCCCUGCCGCUCAUCAUGGCCUUUACCGCCAUCUACCUCGUCCGCCUGCUCGACGGCUCCAUGCCGGAGCGGAACAAGGUCUACCAGGACAUGAUACUGGCGGGGCCUUGGGGCCAGGCCAGCUUCGCCAUGCAGGUGCUCGGCCGCGCGCUGGUCAACAACGCGCCCGCCAUCGCCGCGCAGAUCGCCGGCGAGCUGGUCACGGAGAACUCCAUCAGGAUGCUGGGGUACAGCAGCAUGUUUAUCGGGUUUUUCAGCUGGGGCCACGCCACUUUCUGGUGGGCGUUUGCCAUCUUGAGCGUGCUACAGAGCCAGAUCGAGGCCUGGGGGAUGAGGAAGCGGAGGUGGCUCCUGGGCCAUGGCGAGGAGAAGGAGACGUACACGCUGGCCGUGUGGGCCUUGGUGUUUCCAUGGUUCCGAUCGAGUUGGUCUGUAGACCCGUCAACAGGAGAGUAUUUUGCAAAUAUCCCGUCGCCUACUGGUAUUGCUGUCGACCCUGCCCUGACGGCGUACGGCGUCGACCAGGCAAAGGAGCUGGGCCGUCAUCUGUUGCACCACGUGCGACCCCCGAUCGAGAGGGUCUACUCGAGUCCGUUCUACCGCUGUCUGCAGACCAUAGAGCCGUUCGUCAGGAGUAAGCUCGAAGAGGGGAACCAGGAAGGGCAGGUUACUGUUGGUGGUAAGGACAACGCCAACGACCUAAAGUCUGCAGUCGAUCGAGUUGACGCAGCCCUAAAUUCAUCAUCAUCAUCAUUAACAACGCCAGCAUCAUCAUCAGGAAGCUCCUCUGAUGCCAAGGCGCUACCACUAAUCAAGAUCCGCGCUGAACCUGGAUUGGGCGAGUGGUUUGGCACCGCGCACUUUGACCACCCAGCUCCAGCACCGGUCGAAGAGCUGUCAACCUUAUUUCCUGGUAUACUAGACCAAGGUUAUUCGCCUGCCUUAACUCCGACCAGCCGUGGAGAGUCGAUAGAGCAGCUCCACGAUAGGGUAGCUCUCGCCGUGCUUGAGAUAAUCAAGCGCUGCGACGCAGAAGGUGUUCGUUCGGUCGUCCUGUGCACUCAUGCGGCAGUCGUGAUCGCGCUAGGGAGGGUCCUGACGGGACAUAUGCCCGCCGACAUCACUGUCGAUGAUUUCCACGCUUACACCUGCGGCCUUAGCGUCUAUCGAAGGCGGCACCAGGCUGCCCCUGUUGCUGUAGAUCAGCCUUCCGUGUCGCCCGCGGCAGGGCCAGUUGCCUGGAGGGACGGGACUGGCGUUGGAGGCGGAUGGGAUUGUGAGCUGAAUAGUGAUUGCAGCUUCCUUCCCGGAGGGUGCGAACGCGGAUGGAAAUUCUCUGGAGAUGAAUCCUUUGGAGGGAUCAACCAAAGCAAUGUUGACGCGGACAAGCGCACGACUCGUUUGUAG
This is a messenger RNA of Pyricularia pennisetigena, 2304 nucleotides long. RefSeq lists its product as uncharacterized. The record is from RefSeq and is a predicted model, not a curated record. Lineage: Eukaryota; Fungi; Ascomycota; Sordariomycetes; Magnaporthales; Pyriculariaceae. Gene Ontology annotation, molecular function: sulfite transmembrane transporter activity. Gene Ontology annotation, cellular component: plasma membrane. Gene Ontology annotation, biological process: transmembrane transport; sulfite transmembrane transport. Bases 1 to 2304 code for a protein of 767 amino acids. The transcript is spliced from 3 exons.